AUGGCAAUCGGGCCAAUGCCAAAGCCCAAACGGAUCUUCCUCCGCACGAUCGAUAUAGAGAGGAUCUAUUUACGAACAGAAAAACCCACGCCGCACAGACUUGAGCGUAUCAACAUUGAAUUGGGUGGAAAAAGCAUGGGCUGCCAGGCCACUGGGGACGGGCGACUGCCACGAAGCCCAGGGAAGGCACAGGGCCACAUGAGAUACGACCUUCAGGCGGACUGUGGCGCACUACCGGGAGAUUCGUCGCAGAGGCAGCACAACACUGACGCGCUGAAUGCAGCGCUCGAGCGGCUGCAGCCCGGCGACUCGCUGGUGGUGACCGAGGGCGAGACGUUCCACCUCAACGGCGGCGUCCGGGUCAAGCGGCUGCGCGACGUGUCCAUUGUCGUCGAUGGAACGCUCUUUUUCUCAGCGCCCAUCCGUGAGUGGCCGGGACAGCCACACUGUGCGGAGUGCCCGGCGGAUGCGAUGGCAUUCCCACGAGCGCGCAACGUCACCUUCACGAGCAGCCGCCCCGGCCUGGUCGGCACGCUUGAUGGCGGCGGUCCCAAGUGGUGGGGCUACCCAUGGAUUGGGUACGCCGUGCGUGGAGAGAACCGACCAUUUCUCUUCACAGUGGCGGAGGGGAGGGACGUGCUGUUCGAGCGGAUCCUGCUCAAGGAUGCUGGCUUCUGGACCGCCAAGUUCUACCACGCCGAUGGCCUCGAGAUCCGCGACACUGCGGUGGUGGCGAGGCGAACGAUGGCGCACAGCCACACGCUGCUCGACGCCUCUGCCUUCAACACCGACGGUCUCGAUGUGUCGGGCCGGAACGUGUGGAUCCACGACGUGCAGAUCUGGAAUCAGGACGACUGCAUCGCCGUCAAGGACUCGAGGGACGGAUACAGCGAAAACAUGCUCAUCGAGCGAGUCAACGCGUCCGGCACCGGCAUCGCCAUCGGCUCGAUCUCAGGCACGCACGUGCGCAACAUCACCAUCCGCGAUUCGUAUCUCGACCGCACCUGGAAGGGAAUAUACCUCAAGUUCCGGGGCUCCGGAACGAUGAGCGACAUCCUCAUCGAGAACGUCACCAUGGACGCGCCCGAGCAGUGGCCCAUUUGGAUCGGACCGGCGCAGCAGUCCAGCCCGGGCGCCUCAAAGUCGGGCGUCUCCAGCUUCGAUGACCUGCUCGUCCCAAUCUGCAACGCCAACCCGUGCUCGCUCUGCUGGCCUGUCGCCUCUAGCUGGGUGCCGGACGUGGCGACGUGCAACGGCGUCGAGAACGGUGUCUUUCGCAACAUCACCCUGCGUGACAUCACCAUCAACAACCCGGUCUACUCACCUGGCGUGCUGCUGGGCGACCCGAGGCCGGGCCACGGGAUGCAGAACGUGGUAUUCGACGGCGUAAGGGUACGUUACACGUGCGACGCGCUGCCGCCGUGGUCGGAGACCUUCUCGCAGCUCCCGACCCGCGUGUUCGACGAGGGCGUCCUCCACUUGGCCCUCACUAUCGUGGCCGGCCUGCUGCUGCUGCUGGUCCUGCCGGUCGGGCUCUGCUGGCGCGGCGGCUGCUGCGCGCGCUGGUGGCGGCGCAUUUGGGGUUGGGGCGGCGCUCGCGGCGGAAAAACGUUUUGGGCCCGGAAGGCGCCAAUGGGCUGCAGCACCGGGCCGCAGGUGGUGGUGGGCGCCGCCACCGGGGUGGGCCUGGUGCUGGUGCUCGCUCUCGCGUGGGCGCUGGCGGGGCGGUACAUUGCCGAUGAGGUGGAGCGGAUGCAGGCAGCCGAACGAGAGGAGACGCGCGAAUGGCACACCUGCAGCGGCGUGCAGAGUGGCGUCGCCACCGGAGACACUUGGCCGGUGCCCCACUGCUUCGAAGACCGAACCACCGGGCGGGGCGAGCCGGAGAGGGUCACCUGCGGCCUCAGCGCCGGCGCGACGGCGGCGGUCGUGCUGGUGUCCCUCGCCGUGACCAUGGCCGUGGUGACCGCCCUGCUCGUGCUUCGGCGCCAGCGGCGGGCGCGGCUCCCCGACGCCGCCGGCCUCGUCAACCUCCUCCCGCCAAAGCAGCCACAGUCUGUCUUUGUGCAGUGGUUCUGCUCCAAGCCGUCGCCCGUCCCGGCCGUUCCGGGCUUGCCGAGCGCGGCGCUGCACGCCGCGAGGCCCGCUAUUCGCCGGCGGCCAUCGGAAGUUCCUAUGCUGGCGCAGCAGGCCGAGGUGGAGGCGAUGCGCAUACCGUCCGAGGCGGCAUCGAUACAGAGCCUGCGGGAGGCGGUGCUCGAGCUCCGCCCGUCACCCCGGAGCUCGCACUCGUCAGCGCACUCGCUGGACGCCUAA
Molecule: messenger RNA, 2316 nt
Organism: Emiliania huxleyi CCMP1516
Lineage: Eukaryota; Haptophyta; Isochrysidales; Noelaerhabdaceae
Exons: 5
Coding region: 1-2316 (771 amino acids)
Biological process (GO): carbohydrate metabolic process
Molecular function (GO): polygalacturonase activity
Source: RefSeq, a predicted model, not a curated record